This is a messenger RNA of Miniopterus natalensis, 3993 nucleotides long. It is a transcript of the gene FILIP1, whose product is annotated as filamin A interacting protein 1. NCBI's taxonomy places the organism in Eukaryota, Metazoa, Chordata, Mammalia, Chiroptera, Miniopteridae. Gene Ontology annotation, cellular component: actin cytoskeleton. The record is from RefSeq and is a predicted model, not a curated record.
GAAGACGAGAAACCUAAUCUCAGGACCCAACAACACCUAGCAACAGUUGAAAAAACUUUUAAACAAAAGUCUGGGUGGGAGAUAGACAACAGCCUCCCAUUGCUGCUGAUCGGGAUUUCAGGGAGAAGACGGUGCUUUCCCCUUCUCUCUGUUUCCUGCAUGACUUCAGCUAUUGGCUGGUCCUGGGAAAGAAAGUGGGAAAAGCCUUUUAGUCUGUAUUCUUUCGGGCUGGAUAGUUUUCCAGAACUCCAGUCUCUCUGGGGCUGUGGGACAAGCCACUGGGUUCUUCAAAGGAUAAGCUACCUCCAUAAAGGACAUACCCUUGGUUAAACGAGCUGCCAUCAGGUGGGAAUGAGAUCCCGAAACCAGGGUGGUGAAAGUUCAUCCAACGGGCAUAUCUCCUGCCCCAAAUCCUCCAUCAUAAGCAAUGUUGAUGAUAAAAGUCUCUCAGAAGAUGCAAAAAAGAAGAACAAAUCCAAUAGAAAGGAGGAGGAUGUCGUGGCCUCGGGAACUGUCAAACGACACCUAAAACCAUCUGGAGAAAGUGAAAAAAAGAAUAAGAAAUCCUUGGAGUUAUCCAAAGAAGACCUCAUCCAGCUACUCAGUAUAAUGGAAGGAGAGUUGCAGGCCAGGGAAGAUGUGAUCCACAUGCUGAAGACGGAGAAAACCAAGCCCGAGGUCCUAGAGGCUCACUACGGGUCUGCGGAGCCGGAGAAAGUGCUGCGGGUCCUGCACCGGGACGCCAUCCUAGCCCAGGAGAAGUCCAUAGGAGAGGAUGUCUAUGAGAAACCAAUUUCAGAGCUGGACAGACUUGAGGAAAAACAGAAGGAGACCUACCGGCGCAUGCUAGAGCAACUGCUGCUGGCCGAGAAGUGCCACAGGCGCACGGUGUACGAGCUGGAGAGCGAGAAGCACAAACACACCGACUACAUGAACAAGAGCGACGACUUCACCAACCUGCUGGAGCAGGAGCGGGAGAGGUUGAAAAAGCUCCUUGAACAAGAAAAGGCUUACCAAGCCCGUAAAGAAAAGGAAAAUGCUAAGAGGCUCAAUAAACUAAGAGAUGAGCUUGUGAAACUAAAGUCCUUUGCACUCAUGCUGGUGGAUGAAAGACAAAUGCAUAUUGAGCAACUUGGCCUGCAAAGCCAGAAAGUACAGGAUCUUACUCAGAAACUGAGGGAGGAAGAAGAAAAGCUCAGAGCCAUUACUUCCAAAUCCAAAGAAGACAGGCAGAAAUUGCUCAAGUUAGAAGUGGAUUUUGAGCACAAGGCUUCGAGGUUUUCCCAAGAGCAUGAAGAGAUGAAUGCUAAGUUGGCUAAUCAAGAGUCUCAUAACAGGCAACUGAGACUCAAGCUGGUCGGCUUAACUCAGAGAAUCGAGGAGCUAGAAGAGACCAACAAAAAUCUUCAAAAGGCAGAGGAAGAACUUCAGGAAUUAAGAGAUAAAAUUGCCAAGGGGGAAUGUGGCAACUCCAGCCUCAUGGCAGAAGUGGAAAAUCUCCGGAAGCGUGUGCUCGAAAUGGAGGGUAAAGAUGAAGAGAUCACGAAAACGGAAUCCCAGUGCAGGGAGUUGAGGAAGAAGCUGCAGGAGGAAGAGCAUCAUAGCAGGGAGCUCAAACUCGAAGUUGAGAAGUUGCAGAAGAGAAUGUCUGAGCUGGAGAAAUUGGAAGAAGCGUUUAGCAAGAGUAAAUCCGAAUGCACCCAGCUCCAUUUAAAUCUGGAGAAAGAAAAGAACCUAACCAAAGACCUGCUAAAUGAAUUGGAAGUGGUCAAGAGUCGAGUUAAAGAACUGGAAUGCUCCGAAAGUAGACUGGAAAAGGCUGAAUUGAGCCUAAAAGAUGAUCUUACAAAGCUGAAGUCAUUUACUGUGAUGCUGGUUGAUGAAAGGAAAAAUAUGAUGGAAAAAAUAAAGCAAGAGGAGAGAAAAGUAGACGGACUCAAUAAAAAUUUUAAGGUGGAACAAGGAAAGGUUAUGGAUGUCACUGAAAAACUAAUCGAAGAGAGUAAGAAGCUUUUAAAACUGAAAUCGGAAAUGGAGGAAAAAGUAUACAGUUUGACAAAAGAGAGGGAUGAGUUAAUAGGCAAACUGAGAAGUGAAGAAGAAAAAUCCUCUGAAUUAAGCUGCAGUGUCGACUUAUUAAAGAAGAGACUCGAUGGGAUAGAGGAAGUGGAAAGAGAAAUAACAAGAGGAAGGACUCGAAAAGGACCCGAGCUCACCUGCCCAGAAGAUAACAAGAUUAAGGAACUAACACUUGAAAUCGAGAGACUGAAGAAACGUCUCCAGCAACUGGAGGUGGUGGAAGGGGAUUUGAUGAAGACGGAGGAUGAAUAUGACCAGCUGGAGCAGAAAUUUAGGACUGAGCAAGAUAAGGCUAAUUUCCUCUCUCAGCAACUGGAGGAGAUAAAGCACCAAAUUGCCAAGAAUAAAGCAAUAGAGAAAGGGGAGGCUGUGAGCCAGGAAGCGGAGCUGAGACACAGGUUUCGGUUAGAAGAGGCCAGAAGUCGAGACUUGAAAGCCGAAGUGCAAGCUCUUAAGGAGAAGAUUCAUGAAUUAAUGAACAAAGAAGAUCAGCUUUCUCAGCUCCAAGUGGAUUAUUCGGUCCUUCAACAAAGAUUUAUGGAAGAAGAAAAUAAGAACAAAAACAUGGGACAGGAGGUCCUCAGUCUGACCAAAGAGCUGGAGCUUUCUAAGCGCUACAGCCGAGCCCUGAGACCCAGUAUGAAUGGGCGAAGAAUGGUGGAUAUUCCUGUGACCUCAACUGGAGUACAGACUGAUGCUGUCAGCAGUGAGGGAGCAGAGGAAGAAACGCCAGCAGUAUUUAUACGGAAAUCCUUUCAAGAGGAAAAUCAUAUCAUGAGCAAUCUUCGACAGGUGGGAUUGAAAAAACCCAUGGAGCGAUCCUCUGUUCUAGACAGGUACCCUCCAGCAGCAAAUGAGCUCACCAUGAGAAAGUCUUGGAUUCCAUGGAUGAAAAAAAGGGAAAACGGGCCCUCGGUCACCCCAGAGAAAGGGCCUCGGACAAAUUCCAGUCCAGGGCACCCGGGAGAGCUGGUUCUCUCACCAAAGCAGGGCCAGCCCCUGCAUAUUCGAGUGACACCAGACCAUGAGAACAGUACUGCGACUUUGGAGAUAACAAGCCCGACGUCCGAAGAAUUUUUUUCUAGUACCACCGUCAUUCCUACAUUAGGGAAUCAGAAACCAAGGAUUACCAUUAUUCCAUCACCAAAUGUUAUGUCUCAAAAAUCAAAAAGUGGAGAUAGUACUCUCGGCACAGAGCGAGCCAUGUCCCCAGUCACAAUUACCACAUAUUCCAGAGAGAAAACCCCAGACAGUGGAAGAGGUGCCUUUGCGGACAGGCCCACAUCCCCCAUUCAGAUAAUGACAGUGUCUACGUCAGCUGCCCCAGCUGAGAUUGCAGUCUCUCCCGACUCCCAGGAAAUGCCCAUGGGAAGGACGGUCCUCAAAGUCACCCCAGAAAAACAGACUGUUCCAACUCCAGUACGGAAAUACAACUCCAAUGCCAAUAUCAUAACCACAGAAGACAAUAAAAUUCACAUCCACUUAGGUUCUCAGUUUAAGCGGUCCCCUGGGACUUCAGCAGAAGGCGCGAGUCCAGUUAUUACUGUCCGGCCUGUGAACGUGACAGCCGAAAAGGAGGUCUCCACUGGCACUGUCCUUCGCUCUCCCAGGAACCAUCUCGCCUCACGACCUGGGGCUAACAAAGUGACAAGCACUAUCACCAUAACACCAGUCACAACCUCCUCCACUCGAGGAACCCAGUCAGUGUCAGGACAGGACGGGUCAUCCCAGCGGCCUACACCCACCCGCAUUCCUAUGUCAAAAGGUAUGAAAGCAGGAAAGCCAGUAGUGGCAGCCCCAGGAGCAGGAAAUCUGACCAAAUUCGAGCCUCGAGCUGAGACUCAGUCUAUGAAAAUAGAGCUGAAGAAAUCUGCAUCCGGCAGCGCUACCUCUCUCGGAGGGGGGAAGGGCUGA